This is a messenger RNA of Melampsora larici-populina 98AG31, 348 nucleotides long. RefSeq lists its product as uncharacterized. Lineage: Eukaryota; Fungi; Basidiomycota; Pucciniomycetes; Pucciniales; Melampsoraceae. The transcript has 5 exons. The record is from RefSeq and is a predicted model, not a curated record. Bases 1 to 348 code for a protein of 115 amino acids.
AUGUCCUAUCGCGAUAUCACGCCAUUACCCAUGGAUGAGAAAUUGUUCGAUGGUCAUGCAAUGGGAGUAUCAAGGCAAUAUACAUAUAUCAAUUGUAUCCUUAGUGUAUCGCUGUACACUGCCAAAUUCAACGUUAAGCCAAAAGAUAUGGCAAAACUGGUUGUUGAAUUUGUGGAAGAAUCAAAUGGAAAACCUCGGCCGGCCUUUCAAAUGGGAACCAUCGAGUACUUAGAUCGUGGCCUUAAAUAUGAUUUCACCAUCAUGAUACCGUAUCAUGAAUCUCCGGAGUUGGGAUACUACCGUGUUUUUGUUCCAGAGAGUGAAUCCAGCAUCAAGAUUGUGAUAUAG